ACUCGCCGGUGUCUCAUCUCGCAUCCUGCGCUCUCACCACCUCCUCAAGCACCCACCCCAACACCAAAGCAAGCAUGGGCGACGACCGCGAGAAGCACGUCUUUCGCUCCGCCGUGCCCAGUCACGCGCCUUACCCGGAUGACCUGGACGUCUAUUCGUUCAUCUUCGAGCACUUCCCUGCUUCGCGGCCCGACCCGCGCGGCCGAACGCAGCCGCUGCUCGUAGACGACGAGACGGGCGAGGGCUGGACGUUUGAGGAGUGCAAGCAGCGCACGGACGCCCUCAGCGUCGGCCUGCGGGAGAAGUGCGGCGUCUCCUGGGACACCGUCGCCGCGCUCUACUCGUCCAACUCCGUCUACUACCCCAUCGUCCUCUGGGCAGUGCACCGUCUCGGCGGAGUCAUUUCCGCCGCCAAUCCGGCGUUUCAGCCUGAUGAGCUGGCGUACCAGCUGGAUGCAAGCAAGGCCUCGGUACUGCUUGUCGGCUAUGAAGCGAGAGCGGCGGGCUUCAAGGCGGCGGACAGGGCGGGCAUUAGCAGAGACAAGGUCGUCAUUGUGUGUGACCCGGCGGUGGUGCGGCAACACAAGGGGCAGGAGAAGAUCGAGGGCUCGUGGACGGUCACUGGCCUCAUUGCCGCCGGCGAAGCAGCCAUUCGCGCUGAUUCCAAGGCGCUGGACCGCCAGCGACGAGCGCUGGCAAAGGGCGAAGGCCGCAAGAAGCUCUCGUUCCUCUCCUUCUCGUCGGGCACGACGGGCCUGCCCAAGGGCGUCGCCAUCCCGCAUUCGUCGCCGAUUGCCAAUGUCCUCCAGAUGGCCAGCUUCAAUGAGGUGGCGGCCAAGUUUGGCGAGAAAGAGGGACGCUUCAGGCCAGGCGUGGACGUCAGCCUCGGGCUCUUGCCGUUCUAUCACAUCUAUGGCCUCGUCAUCGUGCUGCACUUCACAUUCUACAUCGGUGUGACAACGGUCGUCGUGCCGCGGUUCAAGGGCAUCGUGCCGAUGCUGGAGAGCUGCGUCAAGUACAAGAUCUCCAUCUGGUGGCUUGUGCCGCCGCAGGUGGUGCUGCUGUGCAAGGAUCCCGGCGCGAAGAAGUACCACGCCGAGCUCGCCAAGUUCGUCCGCUUCGUCAUGAUCGGCGCCGCACCCCUCUCAGACGAUCUCUCGCGACAGCUCGAUGCGAUUUUGCCUGGCCUACAUGGCCAAGGAUACGGCAUGACAGAGACCUGCACGGUGACGUUGAUGCAUCCACUCAACACAAAACCGGUGAUGGGGUCUGCGGGAAGACUUGUGACCGACACAGACGCGCUUGUGGUGACGACGGACGGCAAUGUGUGCGGCGUGGAGGAGCGCGGCGAGCUCUGGAUCCGCGCCCCGCAGAAUACGCUUGGCUACUUCAACAACAAGCAGGCGACGGAGGAGAUGUUCCUGAAGGGCAACUGGGUGCGCACGGGAGAUGAGGUGUACUUCAACAAGGACGGCGACUGCUUCAUCACCGACCGGCUCAAGGAGCUCAUCAAAGUCAAGGGCUUCCAAGUGGCGCCCGCGGAGCUGGAGGGCUGGAUCCUCAACCACGCCGACGUGCGCGACUGCGGCGUCAUUGGCUAUCCGGACGAGGAUGCCGGCGAAGUGCCGUGCGCCUUCAUUGCGCUCUCGGAAGACGCAAAGGCGCGCGUGGAGAAGAAUCAGGGCGAGAUCGAGAAGAUCAAGGCGAGCGUGGCGAAGCACGUGUCGGACACGAAGGUGCACUACAAGCGUCUUGGGCGCGUCGAGAUUCUGGACAGCAUUCCCGCCACCGCCUCGGGCAAGAUUCUGCGACGCACGCUGCGCGACAUCGGCAAGACACUGCCGCCGAUUGCGAAGCCGCAGAAGAGCAGACUGUGAAGAACGACGCGCGGAGAGAACGGGGAGGUGUGGUAUGCUACGACUCUUUGCGAGGUGCGAAAUGACCAUGCUAUGAUCGCGACGACGCUUGUGGGUCAGGUACAAUGCGCCCAAGCCAUGUCUCGGUACGAACGGCGCGACUGGGAGCGCCAUUGGAGCGCAGCCGCCGCGAGGAAGAGAGCGUGUCUGCCGCUCACCGGCCGCUGGCGCGUGGCCUGCCCGCCGAAUGAAUCAUCCCAAGC
Messenger RNA from Tilletiopsis washingtonensis, 2119 nucleotides. Its product is annotated as acetyl-CoA synthetase-like protein. Gene Ontology annotation, molecular function: CoA-ligase activity. NCBI's taxonomy places the organism in Eukaryota, Fungi, Basidiomycota, Exobasidiomycetes, Entylomatales. Bases 75 to 1877 code for a protein of 600 amino acids. Gene Ontology annotation, biological process: secondary metabolic process. The transcript is spliced from 12 exons. The record is from RefSeq and is a predicted model, not a curated record.